CUGAGACGCCCUAGAAAAACUACAAUCCCAGAAAGCAGUGCGCGAUCCCCUCUACGCCUGUGCGAAUCGAGGUCACAGGGCGGCGCUAGAGUGGGCGGGAUGUGGUGGACGAUGGGGAGGGAUUCGAAUUUCGGAGGAUUUAAACCGCGGGAGGAAAAGUCACCGCGGCCCAAGGAAGUCCUCUGUUGAACGAAGACUCCUCCCUUCCAACCACCGCGGCUAAUAUGGAUCGUAAACAGCCUGCUGAAUGAGAGCCGCGAUGUGAAUGAGAGACACAUCCUGAAACAUAUGCCUGAGUAGCGCAUCUGCGUUGUUACUCAUUGAGUUAAAAGAAGCAUUUAGCCGAAUUUCAAACUCCUCCUCCGUGUCACCACCUCCCAGCGUGGAAGGAAAUGCCAAAUGGAAUAAACUGGUUGUGAGUAGAGGAGCUGACUGCCGAGGAGUGUCCCUGGAGGGGUGAUGCACCUAGUCUGCUUUCAACUGAUUUCAGGAGCCUGCACCCGGAGCCUUGGGUUGCCCAUGAGGAUAACUAAAACAUCAAGCUAUGCAGAAAAAUUCUAAGAGGAACAGUAAUUCAAGAGCUCCUGCCUUAGAAUUGAACUCUGUGGAUGCUGAGAAGGAAAGAAACAAGAGUCAAAAUAACUUUGUUGAACUGCUGCCUCUAGAAGUCACGUUUAAAAUUUUCAGUCAGCUAGACAUUCGGAGUUUGUGCAGGGCGUCAGUGACGUGCAGGAGCUGGAAUUAUGCAAUAAGAAACUGUGACUCCUUAUGGAAACCUCACUGCUUGACUGUAAGAACUGUGUGCCAGAGAGAAAUAGAUGGCGACCUGGAACGUGGCUAUUCCUGGAGGGUAAUACUACUAAGGAAUUACCAGAAGAGUAAAGUGAAACAUGAAUGGCUAAGUGGCAGAUACAGCAACAUAAGUUCUCCAGUUAGCCUUCCAGAGAAAAUCAUGUACCCCAUGGAUGCAGAUACAUGGGGGGAGAUUCUAGAAGCAGAGCUGGAAAGAUAACCAGAAAAAUCAGAAACAGAUCUCCUAACCUGGAGAGUUUAAAACUAAAAUGACUCUUAGAUUGUUGCAAAAGGUACAUCUUAAACUGCCCAUUUUCUGUCACCUUUCUAAUAGUUAAUAUUUAAAAGAAAACAAAAAGUAUUAUCAUGGUAAAACUUUAUUUUUAUUUUUUGCACUUUAGUAAAAAAUAGUUUUCUGAGUUUAUUUUAAUGUGGAAAAUCAUGAAAUGUUAUUUUCAUAAGAAAUAUUGAUGGAAUAAUUUCAGAAUGUAUUGUUUCAUGUCUUUGUGUUAGUGUGUCAGUACUUUCAAUGAUAAAAUUUGAUUGGUGUUUUCUGCUUAAUGAUUAUUUGAAAACUCAGGAAGCCACCUGAAGAAACUGACUUAAAGAUUCAUCAAGUAGUAGAAAUAAUCAGUCUCAUGGGAAAACUAGCCAAGUGAAAUUAACAGCAGAUUUCCGUGAAUUUGCAUUUCAGUAACUUUAAAAUUUCUAUUUCCAUGGAAUUCAGAUUGAAUUGCCAAAUAGUGAAACUGUUCUAAAAUAUGUCAAACCUAUGGUUUAGUUUCAAAUUAAUCUUAUUUUAGGUAUGAAGCUUUUCCCAUUACUUUACUACAAAUCCAGGGUUGCUUGCAGGAGCUGAAAAUCUAUGGAAAGCUUUCAGAAUACUUAAUUGCUACCAGCAGGGGCACACUGCUUACUGGUGGUAAAACUUUCUGACAGCCUUAUAGCACCAUCUAGUGUAUUGCUCCUAAAUUCCAAGGCAGAGGACUUGGAGCUCUUGUUUUGUUUUUCUUUUUAUAUUGAAAAGAAAGAAAAAUAAUAUUUUAGAGAACCCUUAACACUUGACUUUUUAAAAAACUUAUAAAUUUCCAGUAAACUUUAUUUUGUUUCUCUUUUUCUUAAAACCAGAUGAGAUAAUACUCACUGUAGCAGGCUGUUCACUCUGAAUCUCUGGUCAACACCACAGUAAAAAGUGCAGGGGUUUCUUCUUAAAGUGUGUUCUAUAGUAAAAAAUAAAUAUAGAGGAACCCCAUAUCUAACAAGUAAGCAAAUAUCAGAAAGAUGCCCUACUGUAUACAGAUUCCCUUGAGAUCUGCAUAGAGUUGGAAGAAGCCUUGAAAAUCAAACAGUCCAGUCUCCGCAUCUAUUCAGUAAUUCCUCUAAGGAACCCCGACAGUCCAGCCAGUCCAAACUCAAAUACUUAGUGUAAUGGAAUCUCCAUCACGUUUCAGUCUGCUGUUAUUCUAAGAUUGCUCCGAUCUUUAGAAAUUUUUCCUCACUGAACUGAAGACCACCUCUCUCUAGUGUUUGCUUGGUUCCACUCUGUACGUCUAGGCGGAUCCAGUCCUCCCUAUGAUUACCAUUCAGGCAUUAAAGACUUCUAGCUUGUCUCUUCCUGUGCCAUAUUCUCAGUUCAUCUGCUGAUCAGUAUAAUUUCUAGACCCAGCGGCAUUCUCUUCUGUCCAUGCCCUGUUGACAAAAGUGUACCUAGAAAGGAGGAUAUCUUGAUGAUUUUUUUUUUUUUUUGACAGGCAGAAUGGACAGUGAGAGAGAGAGAGACAGAGAGAAAGGUCUUCCUUUUGCUGUUGGUUCACCCUCCAAUGGCCGCUGCGGCCGGUGCAUCACACUGAUCCGAAGGCAGGAGCCAGGUGCUUCUCCUGGUCUCCCGUGGGUGCAGGGCCCAAGGACUUGGGCCAUCCUCCACUGCACUCCCAGGCCACAGCAGAGGGCUGGCCUGGAAGAGGGGCAACCGGGACAAAAUCCAGUGCCCUGACCGGGACUAGAACCCGUGUGCCGGCGCUGCAAGGCGGAGGAUUAGCCUAUUGAGCCACGGCGCCGGCCCGAUGAUUUUUUAAAAAUAAAUGAUAAGAAAGCACUGUGAAAAAUUUGAAACUAUGGGGAAAAUUAAAGCUAUACAGCAUUCUACUGAAUAGCAUAUAUAUAGCAUAUAUAUAUAUAUAUAAAUAUAUAUAUAAAUAGCAUAUAAAUAUAUGCUACUGGUAGCAUAAAAUACAUGUGGUAUUUGUUAUCUGUUUUUUGUAAUCGAUGUGUCGAGUCUUUGUCCAGCCCCCUGACUGAAUCACCUUUAUGUAUUAGUAGCGAUCACCCUAACGGAGGGGAAUCGCCCUUCUCAGUCUUCCCUAUGCUGGUUAUACAGUGUCCUGCCUCCCCCACCUUCUGCGUUUGGUGUAGGGACGGGAACAUGACCCAAACCGCCCCCUUCCCUGAGCUGGAAGAAAGAAGCCAUUUCUUCUUUGGUGAUAAAACUGUUCACCACACAGAGAAACAGAACCCAUUAAGAGCGUAUGUAGCCAACAGGAGAAAUAAACGGCUGCAGGGAGAGCCCUACUUGUAUUCGAGGUCCUGGUCACAGCCUUUCCUGUUCUGCUCACCUGUACGAGCCCUCCCCGUGUGUCUUUUGCCUAUUUUUCAAGUAUGCAAUAUUCAUUAUUUACAUUAGUAUCUUACUUCUUAAGGUGUCAAAUCUUGCUUUAUCCUUAGAGCUGCUAAUUAUAUAUCCUCCUAAAAGGAAUUCCUUCCUCUUUCUCAAUAGUCCUUCAUUUCUCAGUCCUCUGUAAUCUUGCCUCACUCAUGUGAUUUAAACUAGUUAUCCAAGUCACAAGUGACUUAUACUCCCAUUGGAUGUAUUUUAGUUGUUAAUGUAUUUGGCACAUAAACAUUCACUUCUUGAAGCCCUCCUCCUAGGUUUGGGAUUAUAGUCUCUGGGAUUUUUCUUUUCCUACUGUAAUCAGUUUUCUCAGUUUCUUUCAAAGUCUCGCUUUUCUUCAUCUGGUCCCUCAAAGUUCAGGCCAUGGUCCUCUCUUCUCUUCAUAUUCUAAACAUGCUGGGUGAUCCCAUAUACUCUUCAGUGUCAACCACCAUUGUUGGUAUGGAUGCUGUCCUUGUCCGUGUUUCAAGAUAAGAUCGCUCCAGAAACACAUGUGCCACCCUCUGUUGGAUCCUUAGCUAAAUCACAAACUCCUGAAUCAGAACUCAUCAUCCCACAGAGUCCCUAGUUCUGAAUUACCAGUGCUCCAGGACAGUCACCAUGCUUUACUUUGCUCCAUCAUUCUCCCUAACUGAUCAAGAGUCAGUUCUUACUGAUCUUAGCAUCCAACUAUCUGGGUAAUAUAACCCUUCUCCAUCUUUAUCUCUGCUUCAUUACUUAAUUCUGGUUCUUAUUUGAAGUUGGAAUUAUGACAAUAACUAUUAGCCCCUGACUUAAACUCCUCAUUGCACUCAGGUAGAAAUUGUAUCACUAGCAAAGCCUAUAAGGCCUUUAAUGAUACAGUCUGACUUAUGUCUCUAGUCUUUCCUCUCACAACUGUCCCUUCCUGUAACUUUCAGUUCUGUUAUACCAAACUAUUUCCAGCUCCCUGAACAUGAAAAUUGUCUCAGGGCCUGCACUGUGGCGCAAAAGGUUAAUCCUCCACCUGUGGCGCUGGCAUCUCAUAUGGGUGCCGGUUCUAGUCCCAGCUGCCCCUCUUCUGAUCUAGCUCUCUGUUAUGGAAAAGCAGUAGAAGAUGGCCCAAGUGUUUACGCCCCUACACCCACAUGGGAGACUGGGAAGAAGCUCCUGGCUUCUGGCUCCUGGCUUCAGAUCAGCGCAGCUCCAGUCAUUGCAACCAUCUGCGAAGUGGACCAACGGAAGGAAGACCUUUCUCUCUGUCUCUCCCUCUCCCUUUCUGUAACCCUACCUCUCAAAUAAAUAAAAUCUUAAAAAGGGGGGGGGGGGAUUUUCUCACUUCUCCUCCUUUACACAGACUGCUUGAUAAUACCUAUACUGUUCUUCUCAUGCACCAUUAAUUCCUUUCUUCAAAAUCUUUUGUAAAAAAUUAUAUUGGCUAGGGCCAGGUGUUGUGGCAUUGUGGUUGGAGCCGCCCCGUGCAGUGCCAGGAUCCCACGUAGGUCCCAGCUGCUCCACUUCCAAUCCAGCUCUCUGCUGUGGCCUGGGAGGGCAGUGGUGGAUGGCCCAGGUCCCUGGGAUCCUGCACCCACAUGGGAGACCCAGAGGAAGCUCCUGGCUCCUGGCUUUGGAUUGGAACAGCUCCGGCCAUUGAAGCCAUCUGGGGAGUAAACCGCAGAUGGAAGACCUCUCUCUCUCUCUCUCUCUCUUUCUCUCUCUGCCUCUGCCUCUGCCUCUCUGUGGCUCUGCCUUUCAAAUAGGUAAAUAAACCUUAAAAAAAAAUUAAAAAAAAAAAAAAUUGGUUGGUUGCCACGAAGUGACUCCGGGUUUCCAAAAAAAAAAAAAAAAAAAGUAUUACGUUGGC
Oryctolagus cuniculus (rabbit) is the source of this 5282-nucleotide messenger RNA. RefSeq names its product F-box protein 48 (gene FBXO48). Gene Ontology annotation, cellular component: cytoplasm; SCF ubiquitin ligase complex. The record is from RefSeq and is a predicted model, not a curated record. Gene Ontology annotation, molecular function: protein binding. NCBI's taxonomy places the organism in Eukaryota, Metazoa, Chordata, Mammalia, Lagomorpha, Leporidae. Gene Ontology annotation, biological process: SCF-dependent proteasomal ubiquitin-dependent protein catabolic process.